Magnusiomyces paraingens is the source of this 852-nucleotide messenger RNA. RefSeq lists its product as uncharacterized. NCBI's taxonomy places the organism in Eukaryota, Fungi, Ascomycota, Dipodascomycetes, Dipodascales, Dipodascaceae. The record is from RefSeq and is a predicted model, not a curated record. Bases 1 to 852 code for a protein of 283 amino acids. The transcript has 3 exons. Gene Ontology annotation, molecular function: FMN binding.
AUGACCAACUUAGAUGCCUUGAAACCCGAAACUAACCUUGAGGACUUACCCGACUUUAAAGACCUCCCAGUGACCAUGACCAAGCCUCCUCACCCGGACUGGCGUCCAGGGCAAGGCGCAGUUGCAGAGGUUUCUGGAAAAGGUCAUGACAAUGCACCAUGGAAAACACAUGCUAAGAUCGGGUUUGAUCCCUACGACCCGACGCGUGGACACGCAAAAAAUUACUUUUUUGCAGCAUCAGGUAUUACCCCACGUCCCAUCGGCUUGGUGUCUACAGAAAGUAAAACCGGACACCGUAACUUGGCCCCGUUCACGUAUUUUCAAGUGGUUAGCAAUGAUCCACUGGUAUUUGUUCUGGGCAUUUCGCAAAACUCUGGCAAAAUUAAGGACACUUCACGAAAUUUGCAAGAAACAGGUGAAGCUACAGUCAGCAUUAUUUCUGAAUGGUUUGUCGAAGCUGCCAAUUACACCAACAUUACACUUCCUCCAAGUCUCUCCGAAUGGAAAGUCUCUGGAUUGACCCCAGUGGAAAGUUUACGCGUAAAACCUCCACAUGUUUUAGAAAGUGCUAUUUCCUUUGAAGUCAAAGUCCGCCAAACUAUCCCUAUCGAGGACGUUACAACUCCAGGCAAAAUCAACUCGACUGUGUUCCUAUUACAAUGCGAGUAUGUCCAUGUGCGUGAGGAUAUUGUGGAUGACCCCAAAAACCCAGGCAAAGUUGACUUGCAGAAACUCAGGCCAGUAUCACGUCUUGGAGGUGUCACGUACGGGCGUACUACAGAGACCUUUGAGUUGCCCAAGUUUUUCUAUGACGCGAACAAUUUGUCUGAGGAUCUUGAAAAGAUUUUGUAG